UGGUGAGCACAUAAUUUUGUUGAAAGGGCCAAAUGUUGUUAAACCGAGGAGGAUUGAAACAUGUGUAGCCGACUAGUCUCUCUCAUUGCAAAAUCUUGUUGAAGGGUCAUUAGUUUUCUUGGAAAUGAAACUGAAGACGCGUGUGAUUAAUAAUAACUGUAAUCCAGUGUGGAACGAACAACUCACACUUUCCAUCAAAGAUGUAAACGAUCCAAUCCGUUUGACGGUGUUUGAUAAAGACAGAUUCUCGGGAGAUGACAAAAUGGGUGAUGGAGAAAUAGACUUAAAGCCGUUCCUAGAAGCACAUCAGAUGGAGUUGGAUUUCCAGAAGCUUCCCAAUGGUUGUGCAAUAAAGAGGAUCCGUCCAGGCAGGACCAACUGUUUGGCUGAAGAGAGCAGCAUCACUUGGAGCAACGGGAAAAUCAAACAAGAGAUGAUUCUUAGACUAAAGAAUGUGGAAUGUGGAGAACUAGAGAUCAUGCUCGAGUGGACUGAUGGUCCAGGCUGCAAGGGUCUCGGGCGCGAAGGAUCGAAGAAGACACCAUGGAUGCCAACAAAACGAUUGGACUAAGAUUGCAGAAAUGUUAAAACAGAGACCCUGAAGAUGUGAUGGUACUUUUUUUUUUUUUUUUU
Molecule: messenger RNA, 633 nt
Organism: Camelina sativa (false flax)
Lineage: Eukaryota; Viridiplantae; Streptophyta; Magnoliopsida; Brassicales; Brassicaceae
Product: protein C2-DOMAIN ABA-RELATED 9
Source: RefSeq, a predicted model, not a curated record